UCAUUUAGGAACAGAGGUAGCCUGAAAGAAGCAAAGAGCUCCGGAUCCCAAACCAACCCACGUAGUAAAGUAUUUUUACAUCUUUUCUUUUCCCCAGAAGAGAUCCCUGACCUGUCAUUUUAUUGACAGCUGGGCUGUUACAGGCUCUUUCCCAGAAGUUGAACGAAGAAGCUCCUGUUGCCGUUUCUUCCCUUCCAAGUCAAGUGGAUUCCCUGGUAAUGGACUGCCUCUCUCCGAGCUUCCACCCUGGUGAGACUCUCCAGAUCUAAGUCUGCAAACCCAGCUAGGAAGAAGCACUGCUGUAAAAAUGACUGAAGAGCCCAUAAAAGAGAUCCUGGGAGCCCCAAAGGCACCCAUGCCCGUGACGCCGGAGAAGAACCCCAAGAGCGAAGUUGUGGUCCCCACAGUGCCCCUGGUCAGUGAGAUUCAGCUGAUGGCCGCGACAGGGGGCGCCGAGCUCUCCUGCUACCGCUGCAUCAUCCCCUUCGCCGUGGUCGUCUUCAUCGCAGGCGUCGUGGUCACCGCGGUGGCGUACAGCUUCAAUUCCCACGGCUCCAUCAUCUCCAUCUUUGGCCUGGUUGUUCUGUCAUCUGGACUUUUUUUAUUAGCCUCCAGCGCCCUGUGCUGGAAGGUGAGACAAAGGAGCAAGAAGGCCAAAAGACGGGAGAGUCAGACAGCUCUCGUGGCAAAUCAGAGAAGCUUGUUUGCUUGAGACUGAAGGAGACCCAGUGGGCCAUGUGGCCCCAAAAACCUGCUAUAACUUUGUCAGCCGAUGCACCCAGAACCGUCGAGGGAGACAGUUGACGUGGUAUUGGAGCAGAUGAGAAGAAAUGGGGGUGGGUGGGGGUGGAGGAGUUUCUCCUUUGAGAGAAAUGACUUGUGUCUUCUUUAAUGACAAACUUAACCCUAAGGGCUAUUUCUAAGACUGAAAAAUCAGCUUUCUCUUUACGUUAAACAUUUUGGGGGGUCAUAGGAGGUGCCCAGCAUUAGACAGCAAUUGGUUCACCCUAGAAAGUAGCCGAGAAAAGAUGGAGUGGUC
Messenger RNA from Propithecus coquereli (Coquerel's sifaka), 1039 nucleotides. RefSeq names its product transmembrane protein 100 (gene TMEM100). The coding region runs from base 308 to 712 and encodes 134 amino acids. The transcript has 2 exons. NCBI's taxonomy places the organism in Eukaryota, Metazoa, Chordata, Mammalia, Primates, Indriidae. The record is from RefSeq and is a predicted model, not a curated record. Gene Ontology annotation, biological process: cellular response to BMP stimulus.